UGUUCAGCAGUCCAAAAGCUUGAAAUAUAAUAUUCAUUUUGUAUUGAACAUUCAAGAAUAUUUAACUAAACUUAGAUGAGUUAAAUUAGGAUCCAAGAAUUCGUGAAAGUACAAAGUUCUAUGUGAAUAUUUUUGUAAGAAAUCUGUUGUGUCCUUAACCAUAUUUAUAAAUUUUAAUUGACGAUUGAAAAAAUGUCAGAACAAUUUGUUGGUUGUACAGUCUCUGUCACAUGUAUAGAUGAUCUUGGUACUUACCAGGGUCAAAUAAUCGAUUUAAAUAAACAAAGUGUGACUCUUUCAAAGGCUUUUUGUAACGGUGUACCGCAUACUUCCUCUGUAGUUAGUUUGAAUGCUAAAGAUAUAGUCAAUGUAGAAAUUAUUUCCACCAAAGAAGCCUGCUCUAAUGUAAAUGAUACACAAACACAAAGUAAAGUAACGGUAAAGAGACCCAUUGCUAAAAGAGCAGGUAGAUCUUUUUCUGAAAGUGUUCCAUCUUCAACACAUUCUGGUGGAAUGCAGUCGUCGUCGAAUUUUAAAAAACCUGUUGAGUCGGCGCAACAACAAUCUGAACUGGCAACUAAUGGCAAAAUGGGAUCAACCGAGUCUAAUUGUAAGCCAACUCAAAAGAGACUUACUCAUAGACAGAGAGUGCUUGAAAGGGACGAACAUACUUUUGGUACUCCCAUUGAUCAAUCCUUGAAUCAAGAUUUCGAUUUUGAAAAAAAUUUAGCACUAUUUAAUAAAGAGGCUGUAUGGCAAGAAAUUAAUUCGCUCAAACCAGAUAUCGUUAGACAGUCGGAGAGUAAUAGAGGCGGUGGUGGUAAAUAUCGACAUGAUGAGAACGUCAUUGUUUCGGAACCUACAGCCUUCAGACAAAUUGUUGUACCUUCGACUGGGGAAAAGGAAUACGUUACGGAUGAUGGCCUAGUAAUACCAAGUAUCACUCUUGAUCUUCAUCGUCAAUUAAUUGGUGCAGCAGAUCGGCUUGGAAUUAGCUGGGAACGAAGGGUAGAACUUCUUGGACGUGCAGGAGCAGAAAUUAUUCUUCAGCUUCUCGGCGGUGGACAUAGACUCAAUCCAAAUAAUGCUCAUCAAUGGCCAACUGUUGUAGCACUUUGCGGACCGAAUAGAUCAGGAGCUGCUGGCGUUAAUUGCGCACGACAAUUAUCUAGUCAUGGUGUUAAAACAAUAGUAUUCGUUGAAAAUUCGGAAGACGUUUUUCUUCUACAAGAACUAUCUUUAUAUAGAUUGACAGAAAACAAAGUAGAAACUAAAGUUAAAAAUUUACCUUCUGUCGUAGAUUUAAUCCUUGUUGCGCUAUGCGAUGAAAAUUCUCCAAAAAUGGUUACUCCAGUAACACUGUGGGCAAAUAAUAAUAGAGCACUUGUUUUAGCUAUUGAACCACCAUCUACAGGUACACCUGGCAUUUUAAGUAAAUUUAGUUUAGUCGGUGCUUUACCACUAUCUCACAGUCUUGACAAUGGUAGACUAUAUCUUUGUAAUCUUGCUCUACCAAACAAAGUUUAUUCUGAUGUUGGAAUUACUUAUAGGUCUCCUUUUGGACCAAAAUUUGUCAUUCCUUUGCAUUCCAAUAACUCCUAGCAAAUUUUUAACCAAUUGUUGAUUCUAGCAACAGCAUCUUCAGAUUUUAAAAAGUUCUAGUUUUUUUUUUCUUUCUUUAGCAUUGUAUACAAUUAAAAUAGGUAUACUGUGUCACAGGAACAUACUCCAAGGACAGAGGAUACUGUCCUCAUAUAAAAAAAAGCAUAACAUGCUGUGACAUUUACUAUGUAAAUUAUAGUUUUUCGUAAGCAUAUGUUAAGUGUGGCUUACAGCAAAUUGAGGAUGAUAUAUUUGAUAUGUUUUAAUAGAACAAUAUAUUUAUUGAUAUAUCAUACAUUUAUAAUAUUAGAUUAAACACAUUUAUAUAAUCGGACAAAAAAUGAGCACAGUCAGAAUUCUAUAAACGAUAUUAUGUAAUUGCAUUUGAAUUUUGCCGCUGAAGCUUUGUAAAUGAAAUCAUUAAAAUACGUAGUAUAUGCGAUAACGGUUAUAACAAUCAGUGAAAAAGAAAUUGUAAUAUUUUAAUAUGUAUUAGAUAUUCUUUAGAAAUGAUCCAUUUUAUGACUCGUAAAAAUUAUAAUUACACUGAAAAUUAUUUAUUGUACAAGUCCUAUUUCUUUUUUUUUUUUUUGGAAAGUUCAGAUGUAUUUAUCACGCGAUAAUUUUUACAAUAGCUAUUGAUUUCUAUGAAAUCUAUUAUGUCAUUAUUCAUUUAAUUAGCAUGUUUUGAUAUGUAUUAUUGAGUUCAAGAAGUAUGUAAGGAAAAUAUUUCUCUUUUUCUAUACUCGAAAUUACUUUCCUAAUGUAUUUCUCUAAUUAGGUAUUAGAUUUAUCUUAUCAUAUAUUAUAAAAUAUUCUGUGCACAAUUAUAAUAGGAUUAAAUGCAUUAUAUUGUUUUUGCAGAUAUCUAAUUAGGUUCAUAUUCCCUUUCAUUUCUAAAAUAAAUGUUAUUAACUAAAUUCAAAAGAAUUUCAAUAUUUCAAAUUUUAUAAUCGUUAAUAUAUAUAUAAAAAAAAAAAAAAAAAAAAUCAUUCGUACAGAAAAUACUUAUUCCAGAGCUGUGUGAAAAAAUUAGCAUAUCUAGUGUAUUUUCUACAGGAUAGUAUAUUUAUAUGAAUCAAUCAUUUCAAAAUGUGAUGUUGCAUUUUUAACGACUGUUUGUAACAAACAUUCAGUAUACAAGACUCAUUUUAAUUAUAAUUAUUAUAAGUAAUUUAUUCAUAUUUUAUACCUGAUUGUAUAUUCUUAAAUUUAUUCUACAUUUAAGAUUUAACAAAUCGUAAUGCUAUAAACGAUAAAUUAGUAAGUAAAAAAGCAUAAUUUGUUUCUCAUGCAAAACUUUAAUUAAGUUCUAAAUAUUUUCAAAAAAGAUAUACGAAUUAAAUAAAUCUGCUACUUUCACUGAGUAAAUAAAAUAGCUAGGCAAAAGAAGAAAUUUUUAUGUUUCUAAAAAUUAUUUUAUUUAUAAUUUUGUAUAACUUUGUAUUCAACAUAUUUUUUUUUUUAUUUUGAUAUACAUAGAUGUAAUGAAUCUUUUCUCAUUAAGAUGCAAGUACUUUUAACAAUAAUAAAUGUAAGUACUUACAGUAUAUAUAUUCCUGCAAGAUACUGGUCAUAAAGUUCGAUCAAUAUUUAUCAGGAAUUAUAUAUGCAUUAUCACUCACGCAUAUUGAGAAAGAACAUAAUAUAAGAAUACUUGUAUCUACAGAACAGUGUAUACUGUAUACUGGUGCAUGAUUGUUACUAGAGUUGUUGAUGGCAUUAAAAGAAACAAUAAAAGUAAUAGCCUUAUUAAAA
This is a messenger RNA of Vespula vulgaris, 3360 nucleotides long. RefSeq names its product enhancer of mRNA-decapping protein 3 (gene Edc3). Gene Ontology annotation, biological process: deadenylation-independent decapping of nuclear-transcribed mRNA; P-body assembly. Gene Ontology annotation, molecular function: mRNA binding. Gene Ontology annotation, cellular component: P-body. Bases 193 to 1602 code for a protein of 469 amino acids. The record is from RefSeq and is a predicted model, not a curated record. The transcript has 6 exons. NCBI's taxonomy places the organism in Eukaryota, Metazoa, Arthropoda, Insecta, Hymenoptera, Vespidae.